GAUAUCUUGCCUGACCUGACACACUAAAGAUAUAGAAAGAGACUCCAUAGACUAAGGCUCGCUUUCUCUUAGCCACUUGCGAUCUUCCUUUCUCCCGCGUACUUGCUUGACCCCUUAUACCCGCACGCUCGGACUCGUAACAUCUAGAUGGCGGCGAAGGACCUUUUGGAGCACAUUGACUUCUCCGGACUGGAGUGCCUGAACGAGGCGCCCAACCACGGCGUCGCCAACGUGCUCAAGCAAGGCUACCGGGAACAAGACGAGCUCUAUUUGGAGAGCGACACCGACGAGCAGCUCCUCCUCAACAUCCGCUUUCAGCAGCGUGUCCGCGUCAGCGCCCUCGUCAUCAAGGCCAUUGACGAGGCCAAGGCGCCCAAGACCAUCAAGCUCUACGUCAACAGGCCGCACAUGGGCUUCUCCGACACGGGCUCUGUGCCGUGCGCCCAGGAGCUGGUGCUGUCGGGCGCCCAGGCCGCCCAGGGCGACCCGCUGCCGCUCAAGCUGGUCAAGUUCAACAACGUGGACACACUCAGCGUGUUCAUUGAGGACAACCAGGGCGGCGAGGAUGUGACGCGGCUGUGCAAGAUCGCGCUGAUGGGGUCCACGGGCGAGGUGUUCAACGUGGCGGAGAUCAAGAAGCAGGAGGACAAGUGAUGAAAUAAGCAGCAGAGGAAACGUGAUGUGCAAAACGAGGACAACAUGGGCGUGGAAUCAUGUCCGCUAGAGGGCUGUGGUGGUGGCUGUGGUGAUGUGUGAAGGGAGGAGCAAGAGCAUAAGCAGAGAUGCUUUUGCGGCUCUGAGGAGGACGUUGUCGGAGAGGUGACGGGAUUGGAGGGGGGAAUCGUGUUACCUCUUUUGACGAGGGCGCAGUGGUUGGAUGUGGGCGGGUGUGUUUCACCUGCGGCAUAGGCGGCGUAGCCGCGCCACUGGGACAAGGUGGAGGGCAUGAUGCGCAGCUGGUGGAGUUUGCCGUAACCAGAGCAGGAGCCACGGCAUGCUGGCGCUGACCAGGAGGAUUGCAGGUGCACGUGGCUCGGACGACGUUAUGGGACCUGACUUGCCCGAGGCUGUAAGCCUGUAAUAGUGGAACCCA
Molecule: messenger RNA, 1093 nt
Organism: Chlamydomonas reinhardtii
Lineage: Eukaryota; Viridiplantae; Chlorophyta; Chlorophyceae; Chlamydomonadales; Chlamydomonadaceae
Exons: 5
Coding region: 148-654 (168 amino acids)
Source: RefSeq, a predicted model, not a curated record